Messenger RNA from Puntigrus tetrazona (Sumatra barb), 6404 nucleotides. It is a transcript of the gene tpcn1, whose product is annotated as two pore segment channel 1. The transcript has 26 exons. The coding region runs from base 2669 to 5101 and encodes 810 amino acids. The record is from RefSeq and is a predicted model, not a curated record. Gene Ontology annotation, molecular function: monoatomic ion channel activity; voltage-gated channel activity. Gene Ontology annotation, cellular component: endosome membrane; lysosomal membrane. NCBI's taxonomy places the organism in Eukaryota, Metazoa, Chordata, Actinopteri, Cypriniformes, Cyprinidae. Gene Ontology annotation, biological process: transmembrane transport; monoatomic ion transport.
CAGUGAAGUCAGUGCUGGAGUUUUUGAAGUUAAUAAUGCUAAGCUGUCGUCAGUGGCUGAUCAUGUCAUUGAGGGUGCUACGUUUAACCAUGAUGUCAACAAAUGAAGUAUCUUUGAUUACGUUUGAUGGUACAUUACAAUUCCACCUACAACAAACUGUAAAAGAGAACCUACUUUAUGUAGAAAAAGUAAAUUGGAUGUAUUGUUGAAGUGGCUACUGCAUUCACAAAUAUCAGGGACGAUUAAAUGAAAUGAAAUAUUCAAGUAAAUUAAGUUGGCCAUAUACAUCUACAGUGUUUGCAAAUGUAACAUAACGGCUAUGUGAGGCAUAUGUCUUUCUGAAAAACAGAUUGAUUGAAUACAGUUUAUAGUGCAAUUUGGCUUCUGUUUUCAGUCAAAUUAAAGGUUGUUUUGUGCCUGCUCAAAAAAAAAAAGAGACUUAAUUUUGCUUGCUCUGACCAACAUCAGCCCCUAGCAGCAAACUAUACAGCUGUGUAAAUGCAGUUUUGUUUAAAUACAUUUAUGGCAUCUCUGAACAGCAUAAAAGUGUCAACGCGGGCAAAUGUGUGUUUUUUUAUAGACGGAACUUCAGAGAUACGUUUGUUGUAUUGGUGUAAGUGGUUUAAAAUCACUGAGGAAAUGCUGCACCCUAGUGCUAUUGUGUGGUAUUGUUUUUUGCUUAAAAUGUUACCAACCGUCAUAUGACUCAACAACCAAUAAACUAUUUCUGUCAGGUCAGUUUUGGGGGUAAAACACUAUGUAGUACUGUCACUUUAAGUGAAGUUCCCCAACCCCGAUGGUCAUGUGUUUAAGUGUCCAAUACUGUAGCAUACCAGCCUUUGUCACACACGCACGCACACACGGACACAGUUAAAAUGCUGUGUCAGCCUUAUGGCAGAUACAGCGCUGUUUGUGGCCCCCGUCCACUCCUAUCCUGCACCCACGCAGUCUGUGGCCUUGUGUUAAAACUGUUUCGUUGUGAUGAGAGCUGGACCUUUUAAUAUUUUGGAGCAUCUGAGUGUAAACUGCGGCACUCUUUUUGGGCUUUGGCGUGUUUGUUUAAUUAGACAAGAAGAUUCUUCAUUGGAGGAAAAAAAAGGAUGUAGGAACACGGUCUGUCAUUUUGGUCUCUUAAUUUAAAAAAAAAAAGAAGCUGAUGUGAAUAUCAGAUGCCUUCGCUUCCUCAUUCUGCCUCAAGCUGCUGUCACAAAAAGUUGUUUUGUUGUCAUGGUGAAGAUUGUUUGGACAUUUUCAAAGCUGUGCUUUUAGAAACAACCAGGACCCAUCUCUGAUCAUUAGUGUGUUUUUUCUUAAUUUCUGGAUUUGACGUGGAACUGGACUUGAACAGAAACCUGAUAUCAGUGCUGUCUAUGUCUCUCUUGCUCUGCCAGGAACCUAUUGAUUAGACAGAGCAAAGACAACACUGUUGUUGUCAUGUGCAUAUUCAAUGAGAGCUGUUUACAGACAGUAAGUCAAUGAACCGCAAUGAAGUAACUCAUUCAAUCAGUUUGUGUUUGGGCAAACUAAAAGAUCUUAGCUGUUUGGCAUUAAAUUAGUGUGCCAUUCAAUUACCAGACUGUAACCUGACAGAUCAUUUAAAAGGGAGUCAUAUUAAUUGCCUGGAAGAAAAAAAUGAUUUGAAACUUUUUAGUUCCCUAACGAAGCUAUCGGGUUUGUUUAGCAGUGGCAUCCGACUCAAAGGCUAGCUGUGUUGAGCUUGAAGAAAGAAAGGUACUAAAAUGGAUCCGAUAUAGAGGAUAUAACACGGGAAACAGAAGAUGAUGUGGACGAAGGGAUGCUAUGACCAAGAGACUGAUGGGGAUAACUGGAAAUGGGACUGGUGUCAGAGGAAGCAGCUCAGAGGAUCUAUAGGAAGUUCUCAUUGCGCUUUGAACUGAUGUUUGAGAAAAUCCACUGGACAAUCUGUUACACUGUGAUCACUGAAUCUUCAGCAGUGUUUCCUGCUCAAACAUCCUCUGAAAGAGAGAGAUAGAGGAAAAGUCCAGGGUGCAAUACUUAUGGAACUAUUUGGGAUUUAGCGAUGAAAUGUUUGGAAUAAUGAGUGCAGUGUUUUGGGAAGCAGCGUUGAGUUAGCCUGGAGUGCAUUUCAAUUUAUUCACCUUUUUAUUCACAUUUUUACAUUAUUGUCUUCAUUAUUUGAUUCUUUGAACCAUUUUUUUAAUGUUAGUGUCACUAAAAGCAUUUUUAACUUGUCACUUUAAUCUGUGAAGUUGUCUAAUCAACCUUUUUUUAGUAGCUUAUUUGAGCAUACAAAAGACAUUUUGUGUCAUUUAUUUUGAUACUUUUAUAUUAGAAACGCAUUAUACCAAAUUUUUUUUGUCUUUCUUAACAAAUGGUACAAUGGAAUGAUUGUGUGUGAAGUUGCAGAGAGAGAGAUGUAGUUUCUUAAAGAGAAGCUUUGGUCUGAUUUGACAGUUUAAAAAAAAUAAAUAAUUUUUUUUGUAAAACUUUUGAGGAAUCGUGAACAUCAGCACAGGAUUCCGUUCCGCUUUCGGACCGCUGGCCACAGCAGCUGCAGCUGGCACAAUGAAACUUGCAUGUGCGAGUGCAUUGUUGAUCAUUUACCCUUGCAGUGCUAAAAACUGCUUGACCAGUGACAUGCUCUCUGUCUGACUACUGGGACUUGGGGCCGAUCACAGGGGCUGCCAUGGAAAUCAGUAGUACACAUGACAACAUGACUGUGCUGACACAUGAUCGGCCAGUUCAAACGUCCUCGUUCUGCCAGCAGUUAGCAUCUAUUGAUGGGGCAGGAAAUUAUGAUGUUGUGAAUAAUGUUGUCAUUCCGACCCCAGGAGCACCAGACCCCAGGGCCCAGAAUUCUUUGAGGCAGAGUUGGGAAAUGAACUACCAGGAAGCAGCAAUAUACCUGCAGGAGGGAGAGAAUAACGACAAGUUUUUCACUCAUCCGCGAAAUGCCCAUGCGCUCAGUGCCUACCUGUUUGCUCACAAUCACCUUUUCUAUGUGAUGGAGCUGCUGACUGCGGUGUUACUCAUGCUUCUGUCUCUCUCAGAGGCCCCUGCCGUCCCCUUUCUCCGCUUGGACGUCUAUGUUCAUGCGACACUGGAGUUAUUAGCAUUAGCAAUGGUGGCCUUUGAGUUGUGCAUGAAGCUCCGAUGGCUUGGCUUUCACACCUUUAUUCGACAUAAGAGGACCAUGGUAAAGACAUGUGUCCUGUUUAUCCAAUUCACCGAGGCGAUUGUGGUCUUAGUCCGGCAGACAUCUCACCUGCGAGUAACAAGAGCCCUGCGGCCAAUCUUUCUGGUAGACUGCCGUUACUGUGGAGCCGUUCGCAGAAACCUGAGACAGAUAUUUCAGUCUCUUCCUCCCUUCAUUGAUAUUCUUCUGCUGCUGCUUUUCUUCAUGGUCAUCUUCGCCAUCCUAGGAUUCUGUUUGUUCUCAGCCAACACAGCCGACCCCUAUUUUAGCACACUGGAGAACAGCAUUGUGAGUCUGUUUGUCCUUCUGACCACUGCAAAUUUUCCAGAUGUGAUGAUGCCAGCGUACUCGAAGAAUCGUUGGUCUUGCAUUUUCUUCAUUGUGUAUCUGUCCAUCGAGCUCUAUUUCAUCAUGAAUCUGCUCCUGGCAGUAGUUUUUGACACCUUUAAUGGAGUCGAGAAGAUGAAAUUCAAGUCUCUUCUUCUACACAAGCGAUCCGCCAUAGAGCAUGCCUUCCAACUGCUGGUUAGUCGGCAGAGGCCAGAUGGAGUGUGUUUAAAACAGUUCGAUGGACUGAUGCGAUUCUAUCGUCCACGAAUGACAGCACGGGAUCGCUUCCUCACUUUCAAAGCCCUCAACCAUUCAGGAGCGACCAUGCUGAGUCUCCAGGACUUUUAUAAGUUUUAUGAAGUGAUUGGACUGAAAUGGAAGGCUCGACGGAGUGGGGAGCACUGGUUUGAUGAGCUUCCUCAUACUGCUUUCCUCAUCUUCAAAGGAAUCAAUUUACUUGUGAAAUCCAAAGCUUUCCAAUAUGCAAUGUAUCUGGUAGUAGCAAUAAAUGGUAUCUGGAUCCUAGUGGAGACAAACAUGUUAAAUGAUGGCGUCUCGUGGACUCAUGCUGUCCCGUGGAGUUACAUUAUUUUCCUCACAAUUUAUGGAAUUGAGGUCUUGUUAAAAAUCACAGGCCUUGGUCCUUUGACAUAUUUCAGCUCAGGGUGGAACCUCUUUGAUUUCUCAGUAACUGUCUUUGCCUUUCUGGGAUUAAUUGCUCUGGCCUUUGACAUGGAGCCCUUCUACUUCAUCGUGGUGCUGAGACCUUUUCAGCUCCUCCGGUUGUUUAAAAUUAAACAGCGCUAUCGGAACGUUUUGGACACAAUGUUUGAACUCUUCCCGCGUAUGGCCAGUCUAGGUCUGACUCUGAUUAUCUUCUAUUAUUCUUUUGCCAUCGUUGGAAUGGAGUUUUUUGCUGAUGUUGUUUAUCCAAACUGUUGCAACACUAGCACUGUUGCUGACUCAUAUCGCCAGAUAAAUGUGACCAUUGGCAACCGAACAUUUCUAGAGGAGGGAUAUUACUAUCUCAAUAACUUCAAUAACAUCCUAAGCAGCUUUGUGACUCUUUUUGAGCUAACGGUGGUGAACAACUGGUACAUCACUAUGGAAGGUGUGACAUCACAAACUACUCACUGGAGUCGCCUUUAUUUCAUGACCUUUUACAUUGUUACCAUGGUUGUGAUGACAAUAAUCGUGGCCUUCAUACUAGAUGCCUUUGUCUUCAGGAUGAACUACAGUCGGAAGAACAGAGAGCCGCUUGAUGACCCAGAAGAUGAAAAGGGGAUUGUCUUUGAGACAGAGGUGUCUCAGACUGAAGCUCUGCAGACUCUGGACUUGUAUAAACACACACUAGGCGUCACCAACCUAAGCUCACUGCAGGACAUGUGUGUGGCUCUGGAGCGGAGCGGUCACUCCUCAUUAGUAUUUGUGGGUCGAAGGUCACGGACCAAGAGUGACCUCAGCAUGAAGAUGUACGAAGAGGAGAUUCAGGAAUGGUACGAGGAAUAUUCCAGAACAAACCUCCAGCCUGAUGAGACAUUCCACAGAGAACUGGACAGCCCUGAAGCCAGUGCCACAAACAGCAUUAAUUAACUCGCACACUCUGAAUUCUGCAUCAGCGUUAACUAACACACUCACUCAUACCUCCGAGGGACCUUACAACCGUCUUCCUCCCAUCGAUGGAAAGCACAGGUGUUCCCCGUGACCUCUACAUACUCCCUCCAUCCACAUGGAGACCCACAGAACUCACUUAAAGCCUUAUUCCCCAAAAAACCUUAAGGUUCCGUGGCCAAUCAGGGAAGCUUGCAGACCAAUCAUGUGACAUGCACUAGGUCCGGGAACCUUCUUCUUCCAUGAAAUGCACCUCAUGACAUUUGCCUUGUGGUGGGUGACCCUUAAUGAUUCAGACUCUCUCGUGGAUUUGACAAAUGGAGAACGGCGACUGAAUGUUUCUGUGGGAGAUGAAUCAGAACCGAAUGUGAGGAUUUUAGCACUAAGUGACUCUUUCUCAACAGUCUGAGGUAUUGCUUAACCAACAGAUAAAAGAUUAUAGUAAUAAACUAAUGCUGUUUUUAAACAAAAGCUGCUUUUUGCUGGAAACUUUGGACCUAUAGAGAGGCUUAUUUUUUCGUUGUAUAUAAAUAUAUACAUGCAGAUUAAAUGUAUGUCAGAUGCAGUUGAGAGGCAAGUAUUUAAAAUCAGUUUUAAUACAGUACAUCCACAGAUUUACUCAAUAUAGGCCAAUUUCCCAAGCACAGGUUCAUUUUGGACUAUAGUAUUAGAAAUCCAGCCUGGGACCUUUCAGUUCAUUUAAACGUUUGUCACGUAUGAAAAGUUCUUAUUUCCUCUGUUUGGAGUUUGUAGAGCUUAUAGUAUUUUGACAGACCAGUUCUGGUAAGUCCUGUCAGAAUCUCAAAUUUUACUCCACAGACAGUCUGAGCCGUUCAGCUUUCCAGAGUAAACGCAGAUCUGUCUCCAAACCGAAAGUGAUACCAUUUAGCCUUGCUUAAAGCUUUAGCACUGUACAUUAAAACUGUCUAUUUAUAUUGAGUUAAACAUUUAUCCUUUUCGCUGCACCAUUUUAUAAUUUAUUAGUCAUUUUCUUUCUUAACAGGGUGAAUGCACGCAAAUGCUCAUAUAUUGUUUACUCUCAUGUCUGUCUAACCUGGAGGUAAUCGUGGAUGUCAGUGAUUUCAUUCCAGUCUCUAGUUUAAUUGCACUGUAGGAUGUGCAACCUUGAUGCUCCAAACACAAGGGAACAUGAUGCAUAUGUGACAUGAAACCACACCAGCUCCUCUAAUACUGUAGGUUUACUUGUGUCUCAGUUCUCUGUUCUUAUUCCUUUCUAAAUGUAUAAUAACAGGUCUAGUAAACAAUACAUUUUAUUGAAACUUCA